Molecule: messenger RNA, 1767 nt
Organism: Dreissena polymorpha
Lineage: Eukaryota; Metazoa; Mollusca; Bivalvia; Myida; Dreissenidae
Exons: 8
Coding region: 1-1767 (588 amino acids)
Cellular component (GO): nucleus
Molecular function (GO): DNA binding
Source: RefSeq, a predicted model, not a curated record
AUGGCGAUAAGUGCCGUGAUCAGGAAAAAAUUGACUUUACAAAGUGCGGCCAAAGAAUAUGGCGUGCCGCUGUCAACACAAAUGGACCGGUUGAAGGCCCCAGCGAUGGUUUCUGAAGGCCGUGGGCGUCACAGGGACCUCACUGACGAAGAAAAGGCCGCUCUUGCCAGACAUCUGAGAUACAUGGCUGGACAGGGGUUACUGGCGAGCCGUAAAGUGUUGAAGUCUAAAGUUAAAGACAUAAUAAAUGCAUCUGCUGUCAGAUCGGUUAGCGGAGAACAUGAGUGCAUCAGCGCGAGGGCAGCGAUGUCCACUCAGGAUGUCAUAGACGAAUUAUUUGACUUGUUUGAAGCAGUUUUGGACAAACAUGGACUGAAAGACAAACCUGGACAGAUAUUCAACUUCGACGAAACGGGCUGGACUGGUAAAGAAAAGUCUACACGGCGUGUUAUCGCUUCGACAGAUUCCAACCAUGUGAUUAAGAGGAAGACGUCCGUGAAUGGUAACAUCGCCGCUCAAGUGUGCGUCAGCGGCAGUUGCAGAUUUCUUCCAACAAUGGUAGUGUACAAACGAUGUCUCCCCCAUACAGAGAUCGAGGAUGUGCCAGACUCGUAUUUUUUCGCGGCCAAUGAGACUGGUUACGUGAACGGCGACUUAUUCCACAAGUGGUUUACCCACUUAUUCGUCCCGCACUGUGACAAUGCACGACCAGUCUUAUUGGACAUGGAAAACCACAAAAGCAACGUGACGUUAUCUACGAUUGAAGAGGCCAUAACAAAUGAUAUUGUGUUGGUGGAAUUGCCCGGCAACACCAAACACAUGCUCCAGCUGUUAGAUGUUAAGAUAAUUGGACCUCUAAAAUCCAGAGUGGACACCAUCUGCUCCAGCCUUCCAUACGCCAGAAAGUGGUUACUGGUCACCAAGGCGAAGUUUCCUGCGGCGUUGAGGCACGCAAUGGACCAGGCAACCCCGGCUUCCGUACAGAAUGCGUUUGCUGCGUUUGCUUUAUCGGGUCUGUAUCCAGUCAAUCGCGGAGCUAUCAACACGUCACAACUGGCGGCUCCGUCAUUCGUCCCGACAAACACGCGCCAACAUUCGUUGCUGAGACGUGUCCAACGUGCGGGAAUUAUUUUUAAAAAAAAAACACUGUUUGAGAUGGGCAUUGUUCCCGCACGGUUGGGCAACAUCCUGGCCCCAACUCCAGGGGCAUCAAUGGAGAAGAAAAAGGCAUCAACACAAAAUCUGCAGAAAGGCCGAGUUUUGACUUCAAGACAGAUUGUUGACGAACUGAGAGAAAAAGAAAGACAGGAGAAAGAGAAGAGAGACGGUAUUGAGAUGAGAAGAAGCAAAGCUGAGGAUAGAAAGCAAAAGAAAGAACAAGAGCGUGUUCAAAAGGAGCAAAUAAAAACGGAAAGACUGGAGAAGAUACGACAGAGAGAAGAGGAGGCUGCAGAACGCAAACGGGCACGAGUGGAGGCCGUGGCAGAGGCGGCUGCUACGGCAUAUUUAUGCGCCAAGUGUGGGGAGAGAGGACGUGUAGACGAUGAAGAGAGGGGUGUUGAGUGGCAUGGGUGUGACGGGUGUGAAUGCUGGUAUCAUGGUGGGUGUCUGACGCAGAAUGAGCCGAUGAUGGCGGUGACAAGUUUGUAUGAUGGGGAGGAAUCAACAUGUAACAGGUGUUAUCCUUGGGAUUAUGAAGAAGGAGGUACAUUCGUUCCCGUCUUCCCGUUCCCUAGUUUCUGUGCCCUUAGUUAUCGUAUCUCGUAA